AUGGCAGAGAAGUCACUGGAAGAUAGAUUAUAUGACUCAAUACUUAAAAAUGACAAAGAUUCUGUGCUUCAGCUUGUCCUACAAGGUGCCAACCCAAACAAGAUAACUAGUCAUGGAAAAACGUCACUAGGAGAAGCAGCUAACAUUGGAAAUUUAGAAAUUUUCGAAAUACUAAUUGACUAUUUUAAGUCUACAUGCACUACAAAAAUGUUAUCCCCUAAUAGUGCUUCUAAGAAGAGACAUUCAAAGACACAAAAAAGAAAAAUGCGAGGAAAUUGCCCCAAUGAAGAUACAGUCAUAAAAUGUAAAAACACUUGUGAUAGAAAAAUAAGGUCUAGUCCACUUAAUGAAUCUGAUUCUUUUCAAGAUUCUCUUAAGUCUGAUAAAAAUCAAGGGUACUUUGUAUUUAUUCAUAGUGAUGGAUCAAGUAGUGAUGAAAGCAAAAUAAGCUUGAAAACACCAGUAAGCCCUACAUCUGCUGUGUCCACACCACAGUUGGACCUGGAAUGGGAUGAAGAGACAAUAAAUGUUGCUCCGACCACAAAAGAAGAUGAAACAUGGUCAUCAAUGUAUCAAUGGUAUGCUGCAAUACUUGAAUGUACUGGUGCUGCUAUAGCAUCAGCAUCGGUGGUAUCGAAUGGAAUUGACCAACAGGAUGCUUUUAUGAGAACCGCUUUGCACUAUGCAGUUGAACAGGGUCAUUCUGAAAUUGUAAGGCUUAUGCUAGAUGCUGGUUGUAAAGUAGACCUCCCAGCUGGGGAUGGCUUAACAUCCUUGCACAUAGCCAGCAUGAGAAACCAUAUAGAAAUAGUAUUGCAACUGUUAGCGGCCGGGAGCAAUGUCAACUAUAAAACCUAUGAGAAGAUGACACCAUUGCAUUUUGCAGUAUCAAGGGGUUAUUUGAAAUUGGUGAAAGUUCUGGUUAGUAAUGGAGCUUAUCUCGAGGCUCGAGACACAAAUGAACGCACAGCGUUAUACUUAGCAGCAGGGAGGGGUCAUUUGGAUGUUGUCAAGUACCUCAUAUCAGUUGGUGCCAAUGUGAAUGGUGAAGAAAUCCAUGGUUAUACUCCACUAUGCGAAGCAGUUUGGCAGAGUUAUUCAAAAGUUGUUGAGCUUUUGCUAAGUUCCGGAGCUCGCAUAACAUAUUCGCACAAACUUUUGCACAACGCUAUUAUACAGCGAGAGGAAAAAAUCGUAAGAAUGUUAUCUAAUGUGAGGGGAGGUGUUAAUUUACAUAAUGAUAAUGGAGACACACCACUUCUUUUAGCAGCCCGACUAUCCCAACCAGCCGUCGCUAGGAUACUACUGCAAAAAGGUGCUAAUGUGAACGCUUGUAACAGCAUAACAGGGGCGAGCGCGUUACAUAUCGCCGUAGAAAGUGUUGAGUCUCCUAAGGAUUUUGAGGACUUGCUAUUAUGUCUGCUCGACUAUAAAAUUGACGUAAACGCCACGGCGUUGACUGGUGACACUGCUCUUAAUAGAGCUUUGCUUUUGCAAAAAGAUCAUGCGGCGAUUUUAUUAAUUCGUCAUGGCGUGGACGUUAACGCUUGCGAUCUUCAUUCCUGUGGCUUAGAUAAUCUAACAAUAGCAAGCAAACGGCGAUCCAAUAAACUCGCUAAUAUGCUCCUAAAAGCCGGUCACCUCACACAUAUUUACGACAAAAAUGCUCCAACACCAAAACCAGGAACAACCUCAGAUUGGUUGGCCCAAGUGUUUAAGCAACCUAAUUUGCUGUUAGAUUUAUGCAGGAUUAAAAUACGACAAUUAUGUAAAAAUAGACCCUUGUAUUCUUAUGUUAGUUCUUUACCAUUACCAAAGAGAUUAAAAACAUUUCUUAUGAUGGAAGCUGAAAGUUUAGAAGAUACAUAG
Messenger RNA from Danaus chrysippus (African queen), 1869 nucleotides. NCBI's taxonomy places the organism in Eukaryota, Metazoa, Arthropoda, Insecta, Lepidoptera, Nymphalidae. The record is from the annotation of a GenBank genome assembly.